Colossoma macropomum (tambaqui) is the source of this 1187-nucleotide messenger RNA. RefSeq names its product free fatty acid receptor 2-like. Gene Ontology annotation, cellular component: plasma membrane. Gene Ontology annotation, molecular function: G protein-coupled receptor activity. The record is from RefSeq and is a predicted model, not a curated record. The coding region runs from base 210 to 1187 and encodes 325 amino acids. Gene Ontology annotation, biological process: cellular response to fatty acid; G protein-coupled receptor signaling pathway. The transcript is spliced from 2 exons. Lineage: Eukaryota; Metazoa; Chordata; Actinopteri; Characiformes; Serrasalmidae.
ACUAGCUGGUUAACACAAGUGAAUAGAAAACAGUUAAAAGGCAUUCAGCACAUUAACAUCAGACAAGGAAAAGGGGAACCUAGACUUUUUUCUUUCAUGAACCCUUGUAUAUAUGUCACUGCAGCAUUAGUAAAAUGCGUGAGUGUGAUCAGAUCUAAGCCAGUAGCAUCCCAGACUGGCUAUAGAUUGAUUCACGUACAAACAGCACCAUGGAGUGGACGAAUCAAAUGAGCAUCCUGGUCCUGGUAGUGUAUGGCUUCACGCUGAUUACAGGCCUUCCUGCCAACCUGCUGGCCUUCUACACCUUUGCUCGAAAAGUACGACAGAACGCCAAACCCAUUGAUGUGCUCCUCCUCAGUCUCACCAUCUCAGACCUGAUCUUCCUCUUCUUCCUCCCCUUUCGCAUUCAAGAGGCGGUAGAAAGGGAAUGGAAAAGGAGCUACUUCUUCUGCACACUAUCAAUUUUCUUCUUCUUCGCCACUAUUUACAACAGUGCUUUUCUCUUGACGGCUAUCAGCGUGGAACGCUACCUCGGAGUGGCCUUCCCCAUCAGGUACAAAGUCAAACGUCAUCCCCGCAAUGCCAUGAUAGCUAGCAUCAUGUUCGCGGUGAUUUCUAUGGCGCACUGCAGUAUUAUCUUCAUCACACAGUAUUAUGAUCGCACCAACAGUACUGUGGUUGCUCUCUCGCAACGGAACACCUGCUAUGUGGAUUUCAGUGCUGAACAGUUGAAGGUCCUUUUGCCUGUCCGUCUGGAGCUGUUUGUGGUUUUUUUCUGCGUCCCUUUCAUCAUCUGCUGCUUCUGCUACAUCAACUUCAUCCUCAUCCUCUCCCGACUACCUAAUAUCAGUCCCAAGAAGCGUUUCAGGGCGAUCGGGCUCGCUCUUGGCACUCUUCUCGUCUUCAUCGUCUGUUUCAUGCCCUUCAGCGUUUCCCACUUGGUGGGUUUCAUUUUGUGGUACGAUCCCGACUGGAGAGUGUACGCACUGCUCACCAGCACCUUUAACGCCUGUAUGGACCCCUUUAUCUUUUACUUCUCCUCUUCGGCACUGCGGGAGAUGCUGAAACUCUUCACGCGAAGACUCGUCAAAAGGCUCACCUAUUGUCCUAAAGUUGUUGGCUGUCCCCAGAUGAACUGUACCUAUGUUGAGGAGAGCACACAGAGCUCCACCAACAGCUUCCGCUAG